UGUAUGGAGCGAUGCUGCAGGCCGAUGAUGAGGACGAAGCCAUGGAUCAGCAGAUGAAGAGUCCCUUCGGCUCCUCCUUCAGGACCUUCGAUGCCACGGACUACAAGCCCAUUGCCACAGUGGAUGUGAAGAGGAACAUCUUUGACCUGUGCACCGACACCAAGGACUGCUACCUGGCUGUCAUCGAGAACCAGGACACAGUGAGUCUGGACACAGUGUGCCGUCUGUACGAGGUUGGGAGACACAAACUGGCCGAGGAGGGAGACGACGAUGACGACCAGGAACUCACGCUGGGUUUCAAACCAUGA
Notothenia coriiceps (black rockcod) is the source of this 308-nucleotide messenger RNA. RefSeq names its product protein VPRBP-like. The record is from RefSeq and is a predicted model, not a curated record. Gene Ontology annotation, cellular component: nucleus; Cul4-RING E3 ubiquitin ligase complex. The transcript is spliced from 6 exons. Gene Ontology annotation, molecular function: histone H2AT120 kinase activity; nuclear estrogen receptor binding. Gene Ontology annotation, biological process: protein ubiquitination. The coding region runs from base 12 to 308 and encodes 98 amino acids. NCBI's taxonomy places the organism in Eukaryota, Metazoa, Chordata, Actinopteri, Perciformes, Nototheniidae.